GUCUCUUGCCUUAAAGACGUGGGACCCAGGGGUCACAGGGAAGCUCCUGGAACAAGCCAUUGAUAUAGGUCUAUGAGUCUUCAUCUCUGUGACCUGCACCUGCCUGUCCUGCCUGUGUUCCCAAGGAAACUCAGCAUGGAUCCUACCGAGACCAGCCAGGGCCUCCACCUCCCUGACAGCGCUCAGUCCCAAAGGGAGGCAAGAGGUCUGGUGGGAGCCCAGGUCCCCAUAUCUGAGGCAGGGGAGGAGGAGGCCACUGCCACCACCUCGGGGGGUGUGUCUUUUGGAAGAAUGCUGAGGUCUCCCCACAGUGCUCAGAGAGCCUCCUCUUCUCCCACCGCCAUGGGCUUCAUUGCAGUGGCAUCAUCUGCUCAGGCCUUUGGCAAUCAAGCUAGCCAUGUGGCUAAUCCCGAGCCUCCACUGCAGAAUGGGCUCAAUAGCAAGAUCAUGGAUUUGGUUCUCUUCCUACUCCUCAAGUACAGGAGCAAGGAGAUAACAACUAAGGCAGAAAUUCUGCACAUGGUCAUCGGAGAUCAUGAGGCACACUAUUCUGUGAUCUUUACGAAGGCCGCUGACUGCAUGCGGCUGAUGUUUGGCCUUGAGAUAAUAGAAAAUAACCCCCUUGGGAACCCUCUUGUCCACCCCUACUCUCUUGCCCAUGCUCUUGGGAUCACCUAUGAUGAGAUGCAGCAUGGUUUCCCAGGCAUACCCAAGACAGGCCUUGUGAUAGUCAUACGGUGCAUCAUCUUCAUAGAGGAUGACUGUGUCAGUGAGGAGGUGUUGUGGAGUAUAUUGAACAGGAUGGGGCUCUAUGCUGGGAGGGAUCAUUUCAUGUGCGGGGAGCCCAGGAAACUCAUCACUGUGCAUUUUGUGCAGGAAGGGUAUCUGGAGUACAGGCAGGUGCCAGAUAGUGAUCCUCCCAGCCAUGAGUUCCUGUGGGGCCCAAGAGCCCAUGCUGAAACCACCAAGGUGAAAGUCUUGAAGUUUUUUGCCAGAGUUGUUAAGCAGGAUCCCAUAUCCUACGUUUUCCCUAUGCAGAGAGAUGAGAUUGAGAGGUCUGAGGCCAUGAUCCCCCCAACAGUGGCACUCCUGCCCUGACCAGCACACAUUCUAGUGCACUGGCAAUUUCCAACCAACAUCAGGUCGGGCAGAGUCACAUCUAAGAGCUGUACCCUCAUUGAACUGCUGGUCGGAGGAGUCGGGAACCUUUUCUUCUUCUUGUUCUGACUGGGUGAUUUGGGCAUUCUUGGUAUUUCUAAAUGUUGCUACUUUUACUGAAAGGUUCAUUAGGUGGAGAUGUUUUCAUUUUACAAAUGUAAUUUGUAAAUCACACAUUGUUUAUGCUGAUUAGGAGAAUUUUAUCAUUCUGUAAACACUUGAGAAUGACUCAUAUCUAACUUGUAACAUGUUUCAAGAUACUGUGGCAUUCUAAU
Molecule: messenger RNA, 1433 nt
Organism: Chionomys nivalis (European snow vole)
Lineage: Eukaryota; Metazoa; Chordata; Mammalia; Rodentia; Cricetidae
Product: melanoma-associated antigen 10-like
Exons: 2
Coding region: 73-1098 (341 amino acids)
Biological process (GO): negative regulation of transcription by RNA polymerase II
Cellular component (GO): nucleus
Source: RefSeq, a predicted model, not a curated record